This is a messenger RNA of Fukomys damarensis (Damara mole-rat), 2220 nucleotides long. It is a transcript of the gene Trip6, whose product is annotated as thyroid hormone receptor interactor 6. Gene Ontology annotation, biological process: positive regulation of non-canonical NF-kappaB signal transduction. NCBI's taxonomy places the organism in Eukaryota, Metazoa, Chordata, Mammalia, Rodentia, Bathyergidae. The coding region runs from base 645 to 2090 and encodes 481 amino acids. The transcript has 9 exons. The record is from RefSeq and is a predicted model, not a curated record.
CACUGGUGCCUUGACGGGAGGGGCUGGUCUCCUCUACGACUCUAGGCUACCUCAGUGCCCCCAUCUUUGCCACAGAUGCACAGGCCCCUCCCUUGGGGGGUGAUGGUUUUGUUUUAUUUUUCUAAUUCUGCUGACUGUGAAUAAAACAGGAAAACACUACAAUCUGGCUCGACUACUGCUGGCUGCUAGGUGAGAGGGAGGCGGGUGGCAGGGAGAGGCCUGCACGGGGGUGGGGACCAGGAGCCUCUGGCAGGGAGGCUGCCACGUGCAGGAUUGGGGCGCCAGGCCUGGGGGAAUCCUGGGACCUGGAGACUACUGGGGACUGUGCCUCCAACCCCGACCAGCCCACAGCUCCUCCCUCCCAGAUGUAUCCCCCCUCAACCUCCCUACAGGAGGGGGCAGACUCAGGGAGGGACUGUAGAUUAGGGCCUAGGGGGCCACGUGACCCUCCCCCAGGAAUGCGGUGACGUCACCGGGGGCGUGGCUGUCCCCAAAAUUGGGGAGGAAGGGAAAAAAAACUAGAAAAAGUUUCUUUCCUGGAGUCCCAAACGAGAUCUGGAGCCGAAGUGGGGGAGGGAGUCAAGGCCAGAGGCCGGGACUCGAUAGGGCCCUGACUGCUGUCUGGAGUCCUCCCGUUCCAGGCCAUGUCGGGUCCCACCUGGCUCCCCCCGAAGCAGCCGGAGCCCGCCAGAGCCCCUCAGGGGAGACUACUCUCCCGAGGUGUCCCAGGGCCACCACCAGCCCACGGAGCAGCACUCCAGCCCCAUCCUAGGGUCAAUUUUUGUCCCCUUCCAUCUGAGCAGUGUUACCAACCCCCAGGGGGACCAGAGGAUCGGGGGCCAGCCUGGGUGGGGUCCCAUGGACCACCCCAGUGUUCACAGGGGCUCCCUCCAGACCAGGGGUGCCUGCGCCCAGCAAGUCUGGAUGCUGAGAUAGAUUCGCUGACCAGCAUGCUGGCUGAGCUGGAUGGGGGUCGUGGUCAUGCUCCACAGCGACCAGACCGACAGGCUUAUGAGCCCCCUCAGAUACCUGCCUAUUGCCCAGGCUCCCUGAAGCCCAACGGAGGAGGGGGUGUUCCACCCCUGUUGCUCCCAGCAUCCCCCUAUGGAGGCCCCACUCCAGCCUCCUAUGCUACUGCCAGCACCCCAGCUGGCCCUGCCUUUCCUGUGCAAGUAAAGGUGGCCCAGCCAGUGCGAAGCUGUGGGCCACCCAGGCGGGGGGCCUCUCAAGCCUCAGGGCCUCUCCCAGGCCCCCACUUUCCUCUCCCAGGCCAAGGAGAAGUCUGGGGAGCUGGCUAUCGGAGCCCCCGUGAGCCAGGGCCAGGGGGUAAAGAAGAGGCAGCAAGGGUUCCUGUCCCUGCAGGAGGAGGAAGAGGAGGUGGGCAUGGACCCCAGGUUCCCCUGAGCCAGCCUCCAGAGGAAGAACUGGAGAGACUGACUAAGAAGUUGGUACACGACAUGAACCACCUGCCCACUGGGGAGUACUUUGGCCGAUGUGGUGGCUGUGGAGAAGAUGUGGUAGGGGAUGGGUCUGGAGUUGUGGCCCUUGACCGUGUCUUCCAUGUUGGCUGCUUCGUGUGUUCCACAUGCCGGGCCCAGCUCCGGGGCCAGCAUUUCUACGCUGUGGAGAGGAGGGCCUAUUGUGAGAGCUGCUACGUGGCCACCCUGGAGAAAUGCUCCACGUGCUCCCAACCCAUCCUGGACCGGAUACUGCGGGCUAUGGGGAAGGCCUACCACCCUGGUUGCUUCACCUGCGUGGUAUGCCACCGCGGCCUGGAUGGUAUCCCCUUCACUGUGGAUGCUACCAGCCAGAUCCACUGCAUUGAGGACUUCCACAGGAAGUUUGCCCCACGGUGCUCAGUGUGUGGUGGGGCCAUCAUGCCUGAGCCAGGUCAGGAGGAGACUGUGAGAAUUGUUGCUCUGGAUCGCAGUUUUCACAUUGGCUGUUACAAGUGUGAGGAAUGUGGGCUGUUGCUGUCCUCGGAGGGCGAGUGUCAGGGCUGCUACCCACUGGAUGGACACAUCUUGUGCAAAGCCUGCAGUGCCUGGCGCAUCCAGGAGCUCUCAGCCACUGUCACCACCGACUGCUGAGUCUUCUUAGAAGCACCUGCUGUAAUCUCAGUCCCCAUCCAUCACCUUCCCUGAUAUCUGCCUUUACAACUUUCUCACCAAAUGCUGUUUCUUGUCUCCAAUCAUGAAAUAAUAAUCCCUCAAGAGUUUA